CGCCGCUGCCUUGACAGCGGGUCUGUGUACUCGGAGCCGGGGCGGCGGCGGCGUGUGGAUCGGCCGGGCCUGGUAAGGCCAGCGGUCUCCUCGGACCUGAGCAUACUGUCCGCGCAGCCACCAUGCAGCUGGCUUUAAACCGAGCGGAUUAUUUGCAGGUGGGUGUGACCUCUCAGAAGACUAUGAAGCUACUUCCUGCUUCAAAACAUAGAGCUACACAAAAGGUGGUUGUUGGAGAUCAAGAUGGAGUAGUCUUGUGCUUUGGCAUGAAAAAAGGAGAAGCAGGGGCAGUGUUCAAGACGUUACCAGGGCAGAAGAUUGCAAGGCUGGAACUAGGAGGGAUUCUUAACACACCUCAGGAGAAAAUUUUUAUUGCUGCAGGAUCUGAGAUUAAAGGCUUUACAAAGCGAGGAAAACAGUUCCUCUCUUUUGAAACAAACCUCACUGAGAGCAUUAAAGCCAUGUACGUAUCUGGCUCUGACCUCUUUCUAAGUGCAAGUUACAUAUACAAUCAUUAUUGUGACUGCAAAGACCAACACUAUUACCUUUCUGGAGACAAAAUCAAUGAUGUCAUCUGCCUUCCAGUGGACAAAGUACCUCGAAUCACACCAAUAUUGGCCUGUCAAGACCGAGUGCUCAGAGUUUUACAGGGAUCUAAUGUGAUGUACGAAAUUGAGGUUCCUGGCCCACCCACUGUGUUGGCACUGCACAAUGGAAAUGGCGGUGACUCUGGGGAAGACCUUGUAUUCGGAACAUUGGAUGGGAAACUUGGGCUCAUUCAGAUCACAGCAUCCAAACCAGUACACAAGUGGGAAAUCCAGAAUGACAAAAAGAGAGGAGGUAUUUUGUGUAUGGACAGCUUUGACAUUGUGGGUGAUGGGGUUAAAGAUUUACUUGUUGGGCGAGAUGAUGGAAUGGUGGAAGUGUAUAGUUUUGAUAAUGCGAACGAGCCUGUUCUUCGAUUCGAUCAGAUGUUGUCUGAAAGUGUCACCUCCAUCCAGGGUGGUUGUGUAGGGAAAGAUGGGUAUGAUGAAAUCGUGGUGUCCACCUAUUCAGGCUGGAUUACAGGUCUGACUACAGAGCCCACUCAUAAGGAAAAUGGGCCAGGAGAAGAAUUAAAAAUUAACCAGGAGAUGCAGAAUAAAAUUUCUUCUUUACGAAGUGAACUGGAACAUUUGCAAUAUAAGGUACUACAGGAAAGAGAGAACUAUCAACAGUCUUCUCAGUCAAGCAAAGCCAAAUCAACUGUACCCUCAUUUAGUAUAAAUGAUAAGUUCACAUUAAACAAAGACGAUGCCAGCUACAGCCUCAUCUUAGAGGUACAGACUGCCAUAGAUAAUGUCUUAAUUCAGAGUGAUGUUCCAAUAGAUUUACUUGAUGUGGACAAGAACUCUGCUGUUGUUAGCUUUAGCAGCUGUGAUUCUGAGUCCAACGAAAAUUUUCUUCUUGCCACCUACCGAUGCCAGGCAAAUACCACAAGGUUGGAGCUCAAGGUUCGCUCAAUCGAAGGCCAAUAUGGGACACUUCAAGCAUAUGUGACUCCAAGAAUUCAACCCAAAACCUGUCAAGUCCGACAGUACCACAUUAGACCUCUGUCCCUCCAUCAGAGAACUCACUUCAUCCACCACGACCGACCCAUGAACACCCUGACUCUGACAGGCCAGUUCAGUUUUGCUGAAAUCCAUUCCUGGGUGGUGUUUUGCCUGCCUGAUGUUCCCGAGAAACCUCCUGCAGGAGAGAGUGUCACGUUUUGCUUUCAGAACACCUUUCUCGAUACACAACUGGAAAGUGUCUACAGAAAAGGACAAGGAAUUUUUAAAUCUGACAACAUUUCUACAAUAUCCAUCCUAAAAGAUGUGCUUUCAAAAGAAGCUACAAAAAGGAAAAUUAACCUCAACAUAUCAUACGAGAUAAAUGAAGUCUCCGUCAAACAUACUUUAAAGCUUAUCCACCCAAAGCUGGAGUACCAGUUGCUUUUGGCUAAGAAGGUGCAGUUAAUUGAUGCUUUAAAAGAACUGCAGGUUCAUGAGGGAAACACAAACUUUCUGAUUCCGGAAUACCGAUGUAUUCUAGAAGACGCGGAUCACCUACAAGAAGAGUACAAAAAACAGCCCGCGCACCUUGAAAGACUCUAUGGUAUGAUCACUGAUCUUUUCAUAGACAAAUUUAAGUUCAAAGGAACUAAUGUGAAAAGCAAAGUACCUCUUCUGCUGGAAAUUCUUGAUAGUUACGAUCAGAAUGCACUGGUUUCUUUCUUUGACUCAGCUUAAAAGAUGCAUAAGGAGUUGGAAUUUGUCUGCUUAGUGACAUUUUGUGACUCUGCUGAAGUUUGUGAAAUGCUUGACCCAGCUUUAGUGCUAUGUCACGUAGCCAAAGAACUUUCUCUGACAGCAUGGAUUAUACAAGUGACUAUGCUGGCUCCUGAGAUUUUUCUUCAUCUAAGUAUCUACUGGCUUCCUUGUCAUUACAUAAGAAAGACAAUCAGACUUUGGAGCUAUAGAAGUUGUAUUCAUCAAUUUCUUAUUUAUUCAUUUUCGGGGAAAUUAGGCUUUUAAUGGCUUAAGGAUAACGGAAAAUAUGCUAUUCUUUCUAUUCAAGAAAAGUAGACUCAUUCCUUUUUCAGAGACCAAUGAUUCUUAAUUAUGUUAUAUUUUUGUAUGUAUGUUAAUAUUAAUGUAAUUGAAUGUUAAAUUAAAAAAAUUAAAGGCA
Messenger RNA from Dipodomys spectabilis (banner-tailed kangaroo rat), 2709 nucleotides. RefSeq names its product Bardet-Biedl syndrome 7 (gene Bbs7). The transcript is spliced from 20 exons. The record is from RefSeq and is a predicted model, not a curated record. The coding region runs from base 123 to 2270 and encodes 715 amino acids. Gene Ontology annotation, cellular component: BBSome; ciliary basal body; axoneme. Gene Ontology annotation, molecular function: protein binding. Gene Ontology annotation, biological process: intracellular protein localization; intracellular transport; non-motile cilium assembly. NCBI's taxonomy places the organism in Eukaryota, Metazoa, Chordata, Mammalia, Rodentia, Heteromyidae.